Molecule: messenger RNA, 1074 nt
Organism: Penicillium expansum
Lineage: Eukaryota; Fungi; Ascomycota; Eurotiomycetes; Eurotiales; Aspergillaceae
Product: GFA family protein
Exons: 5
Coding region: 1-1074 (357 amino acids)
Molecular function (GO): carbon-sulfur lyase activity
Source: RefSeq, a predicted model, not a curated record
AUGACUCAGAAUUACUUGACCGGUGCUUGCCUCUGCAAGAACAUAGUAUACCGUAUUAUGUUGCCAUCAGAAUCAUCUCCUGAGGUUAUUAUCUGUCACUGCACCAAUUGCAAACGCUAUACCGGCUCCAGCUUUUCCGCCAAUAUCAUCGUGCCGCAAUCUAGUCUGGAGUACACCAAGGGGUCACCCAAGUUGUACUCAGAUCGUAGCGACAGGGGCGGGCAGGUAUUGCGCGAGUUCUGCCCCGAUUGCGGUACGCCAUUUACAUCACGAUCGAGUGAUGAUAACGAAGUCGUCGCGGUGAAGUCGGGGACACUCGAUGAAGAACACCGUCUUAAGUGUGCGAAGUUGUCAACGGAAAUCUACUAUCAUCGGAAGGAUAAAUGGGUGGAUGAUAUGGGAAAUGAGGAUGUUCAGAAGAUCAAUGACUCAUCCGCUAUAGUGUAUUCGACCCGAAGCGGGAUCCAGUUGUCAGAUGUUUAUACAUCCGAGUUUGACUGGUACAUGGAAGUAUAUGACGGUGAUCCUAAAAAGCUUGGCCGUUGGUAUUCGAUGCACGUAAAAAACCCCCCCAAAGCUUUCUUAAUCCAUGAGAUCUGCUGGUUCCUUUUGGAGCAGCAUUUUGAAGGGGGGGAGAUCGAUUUGGCCAGGCUUUUUGAAAUCUUCAGGGACAUCCCUCCUUCGGGAAGACCAGAACAUGACUCGGCAUAUCACAAUGAGCUGGGUACGCAGGAACGGUUCUACCCUUUAAAACGACCCAUUAUCAAGGGACGUCGAGAUGCCGCGAAACAAUUUCCGACGAUGCCCAAAGAAGCAAAUUGCUCUGGUUCUAAGAGCACCGUUGUGCUUCACCCUGACUCCUUUGGCAUCCUCCCGAUUGAGAUACGAGUCCAAAUCGCAACCUACCUUUCUACUGUCGACUUCCUAAGUCUCCGACAGUCAUCCCGAGCAAUGAUCCUAGAAGCUAUGAAAGCAAAGACUGGCGACUCAUAUACCGCUGUACAGCCAAAAUUGAUCGAUCUCACCAGCACCUCUGGACGAAACGGCGAAGGUGGAGAAAUAACCGAUGGCUAA